Lagenorhynchus albirostris (white-beaked dolphin) is the source of this 5449-nucleotide messenger RNA. RefSeq names its product transient receptor potential cation channel subfamily M member 3 (gene TRPM3). The record is from RefSeq and is a predicted model, not a curated record. The transcript is spliced from 27 exons. The coding region runs from base 1 to 5235 and encodes 1744 amino acids. Gene Ontology annotation, molecular function: monoatomic cation channel activity. NCBI's taxonomy places the organism in Eukaryota, Metazoa, Chordata, Mammalia, Artiodactyla, Delphinidae. Gene Ontology annotation, biological process: protein tetramerization; monoatomic cation transmembrane transport. Gene Ontology annotation, cellular component: membrane.
AUGCCAGGGCUGUGGGGGACCGUUUAUUUUCUAGGCACUGCUCAGGUUUGCGGCUUCUGGUUUUCCCGGUGGAAUUUGGACGGGGUCAUGAAUCAAACUGAUGCUCCUCGACCCCUAAACUGGACCAUCCGGAAGCUGUGCCACGCAGCCUUUCUCCCAUCUGUCAGACUUCUUAAGGCUCAGAAGUCCUGGAUAGAAAGAGCGUUUUAUAAAAGAGAAUGUGUUCACAUCAUACCCAGCACCAAAGACCCCCAUAGGUGUUGCUGCGGGCGUUUAAUAGGCCAGCAUGUCGGCCUCACUCCCAGUAUCUCAGUUCUUCAGAAUGAGAAAAAUGAAAGUCGCCUCUCCCGAAAUGACAUCCAGUCUGAGAAGUGGUCCAUCAGCAAGCACACUCAACUCAGCCCCACAGAUGCUUUUGGGACCAUUGAGUUCCAAGGAGGCGGCCAUUCCAACAAAGCCAUGUACGUACGAGUAUCUUUCGAUACAAAACCUGAUCUCCUCCUACACCUGAUGACCAAGGAAUGGCAGUUGGAGCUUCCCAAGCUUCUCAUCUCAGUUCAUGGGGGCCUACAGAACUUUGAACUCCAGCCAAAACUCAAGCAAGUCUUUGGGAAAGGUCUCAUCAAAGCAGCCAUGACAACUGGAGCAUGGAUAUUCACUGGAGGUGUUAACACAGGUGUUAUUCGUCAUGUUGGAGAUGCCUUGAAGGACCAUGCAUCUAAGUCUCGAGGGAAGAUAUGUACCAUAGGUAUCGCCCCUUGGGGAAUUGUGGAAAACCAGGAGGACCUGAUUGGAAGAGAUGUUGUCCGGCCAUAUCAGACCAUGUCCAAUCCCAUGAGCAAGCUCACUGUUCUCAACAGCAUGCAUUCUCACUUCAUUCUGGCCGACAAUGGGACCACCGGAAAGUACGGAGCAGAGGUGAAACUUAGGAGACAACUGGAAAAGCAUAUUUCACUCCAGAAGAUAAAUACAAGAUGCCUGCCGUUUUUCUCUCUUGAUUCCCGCUUGUUUUAUUCAUUUUGGGGUAGUUGCCAAUUAGACCCAAUUGGAAUCGGUCAAGGCGUUCCAGUGGUGGCGCUCAUUGUGGAAGGAGGACCCAAUGUGAUCUCAAUUGUCUUGGAAUACCUUCGAGAUACCCCUCCCGUGCCAGUUGUUGUCUGUGAUGGGAGUGGACGGGCAUCCGACAUCCUGGCAUUUGGGCAUAAAUAUUCAGAAGAAGGCGGACUUAUAAACGAAUCUUUGAGAGACCAGCUAUUGGUGACCAUUCAGAAGACUUUCACAUACACUCGAACCCAAGCUCAGCACCUGUUCAUCAUCCUCAUGGAGUGCAUGAAGAAGAAGGAAUUGAUUACAGUAUUUCGGAUGGGAUCAGAAGGACACCAGGACAUUGAUUUAGCCAUCCUGACAGCUUUGCUUAAAGGAGCCAAUGCCUCGGCCCCAGACCAACUGAGCUUAGCUUUAGCCUGGAACAGAGUCGACAUCGCCCGCAGCCAGAUCUUUAUUUAUGGGCAACAGUGGCCGGUGGGGUCUCUGGAGCAAGCCAUGUUGGAUGCCCUAGUUCUGGACAGAGUGGAUUUUGUGAAAUUACUCAUAGAGAAUGGAGUAAGCAUGCACCGUUUUCUCACCAUCUCCAGACUAGAGGAAUUGUACAAUACGAGACAUGGGCCCUCAAACACAUUGUACCACUUGGUCAGGGAUGUCAAAAAGCGAGAAUAUCCAGGUUUCGGUUGGAUCUAUUUUAAGGGGAACCUGCCCCCAGACUACAGAAUCAGCCUGAUAGACAUCGGCCUGGUGAUUGAGUACCUGAUGGGAGGGGCUUAUCGCUGCAACUACACGCGAAAGCGCUUCCGGACGCUCUACCACAAUCUCUUUGGCCCCAAGAGGCCCAAAGCCUUGAAACUGCUGGGAAUGGAGGAUGAUGUUCCCUUGAGGCGAGGAAGAAAGACAACCAAGAAGCGUGAAGAAGAGGUGGACAUUGACUUGGAUGACCCUGAGAUCAACCACUUCCCUUUCCCUUUUCAUGAGCUGAUGGUGUGGGCCGUCCUGAUGAAGCGGCAGAAGAUGGCCCUGUUCUUCUGGCAGCACGGCGAGGAGGCCAUGGCCAAGGCCUUGGUGGCCUGUAAGCUCUGCAAAGCCAUGGCCCACGAGGCUUCCGAGAACGACAUGGUUGAUGACAUCUCCCAGGAGCUGAACCACAACUCCAGGGACUUUGGCCAACUGGCCGUGGAGCUCCUGGACCAGUCCUACAAGCAGGAUGAGCAGCUGGCCAUGAAACUGCUGACGUAUGAGCUGAAGAACUGGAGCAACGCCACAUGCCUGCAGCUCGCAGUAGCUGCCAAGCACCGUGACUUCAUCGCACACACAUGCAGCCAGAUGUUGCUCACGGACAUGUGGAUGGGUCGGCUCCGGAUGCGCAAGAACUCAGGCCUCAAGGUAAUUCUGGGAAUUCUACUUCCUCCUUCAAUUCUCAGCUUGGAGUUCAAGAACAAAGAUGACAUGCCCUAUAUGACUCAGGCCCAGGAAAUUCACCUCCAAGAGAAGGAGCAAGAAGAACCGGAGAAGCCCACGAAGGAAAAAGACGAAGAGGACAUGGAACUGACAGCAAUGUUGGGACGAAACAACGGGGAGUCCUCCAGGAAGAAGGAUGAAGAGGAAGUUCAGAGCAGACACCGGUUAAUCCCCCUGGGCAGAAAAAUCUAUGAAUUCUACAAUGCACCCAUUGUGAAGUUCUGGUUCUACACUCUGGCGUACAUCGGAUACUUGAUGCUCUUCAACUAUAUCGUGUUAGUGAAGAUGGAGCGCUGGCCUUCCACCCAGGAAUGGAUCGUCAUUUCCUAUAUUUUCACCCUGGGAAUAGAAAAGAUGAGAGAGAUUUUGAUGUCAGAGCCAGGGAAAUUGCUACAAAAAGUAAAGGUGUGGCUGCAAGAGUACUGGAAUGUCACAGACCUCAUAGCCAUCCUUCUGUUCUCUGUUGGAAUGAUCCUUCGUCUCCAAGACCAGCCCUUCAGGAGUGACGGGAGGGUCAUCUAUUGUGUGAACAUCAUUUAUUGGUACAUUCGUCUAUUAGACAUCUUCGGCGUGAACAAGUAUUUGGGCCCAUAUGUAAUGAUGAUUGGAAAAAUGAUGAUAGACAUGAUGUACUUUGUCAUCAUUAUGCUGGUGGUGCUGAUGAGUUUUGGGGUCGCCAGGCAAGCCAUCCUGUUUCCCAACGAGGAGCCAUCAUGGAAAUUGGCCAAGAACAUCUUCUACAUGCCCUAUUGGAUGAUUUAUGGGGAAGUGUUUGCAGACCAGAUAGACCCUCCCUGUGGACAGAAUGAGACUCGAGAGGAUGGUAAAAUAAUCCAACUGCCUCCCUGCAAGACAGGAGCCUGGAUCGUGCCGGCCAUCAUGGCCUGCUACCUCCUAGUGGCAAACAUCCUGCUGGUCAACCUCCUCAUCGCUGUCUUUAACAAUACAUUUUUUGAGGUAAAAUCAAUAUCCAACCAAGUGUGGAAGUUUCAGAGGUAUCAGCUCAUCAUGACUUUCCAUGAAAGGCCCGUUCUGCCCCCACCUCUGAUCAUAUUCAGCCACAUGACCAUGAUAUUCCAGCACCUGUGUUGCCGAUGGAGAAAACACGAGAGUGACCCAGAUGAAAGGGACUAUGGCCUGAAGCUCUUCAUAACUGAUGAUGAGCUCAAGAAAGUACAUGAUUUUGAAGAGCAGUGCAUAGAGGAAUAUUUCAGAGAAAAGGAUGACCGAUUCAACUCGUCCAAUGAUGAGAGGAUACGAGUGACUUCAGAAAGGGUGGAGAACAUGUCCAUGCGGCUGGAGGAAGUCAACGAGAGGGAACACUGCAUGAGGGCCUCGCUCCAGACCGUGGACAUCCGGCUGGCGCAGCUCGAGGACCUCAUCGGGCGCAUGGCUACAGCCCUGGAGCGCCUGACGGGUCUGGAGCGGGCCGAGUCCAACAAAAUCCGCUCGCGGACCUCCUCAGACUGCACAGACGCAGCCUACAUUGUCCGCCAGAGCAGCUUCAACAGCCAGGAGGGGAACACGUUCAAGCUCCAAGAGAGUAUAGAUCCUGCAGGUGAGGAGACCUUGUCCCCAACUUCUCCAACCCUAAUGCCCCGUGUGCGAAGCCAUUCUUUCUAUUCAGUCAGUAUGAAAGACAAAGGUGGGAUAGAAAAGUUGGAGAGUCUUUUUAAAGAAAGGUCCCUGAGCCUACACCGGGCCACUAGUUCCCACUCUGUAGCAAAAGAAUCCAAAGUUCCUGCAGCCCCUGCAAACACCUUGGCCAUUGUUCCUGAUUCCAGGAGACCGUCUUCAUGUAUAGACAUCUAUGUCUCUGCCAUGGAUGAGCUCCACUGUGAUAUAGACCCUCUGGACAAUUCCAUGAACAUCCUUGGGCUGGGAGAGCCAAGCUUUUCGGCUCCAGUAUCUUCCACAGCUCCUUCAAGUAGUGCCUAUGCAACUCUUGCACCCACAGACGGACCUCCAAGCCGGAACACUGAUUUCGAGGACAUCACCUCCAUGGACACUAAAUCUUUUUCUUCAGACUAUACCCACCACCCGGAAUGCCAAAACCUGUGGGACACUGACCCUCCAAUGUACCACACCAUCGAGCGUUCCAAAAGUAGCCGCUACCUAGCCACCACCCCCUUCUUUCUAGAAGAGGCCCCCAUCGUGAAAUCUCACAGCUUUAUGUUUUCUCCUUUGAGGAGCUAUUAUGCCAACAUUGGGGUGCCUGUGAAAACAGCAGAAUACACAAGUAUUACAGACUGUAUUGACACAAGGUGUGUCAAUGCCCCUCAAGUGAUUGCUGACAGAGCCACCUUCCCAGGAGAUCUCGGAGGAAAAGUGGAGGACUCAUCAUGCUGCCAUCCCGAACGAGAAGCAGAACUGAGUCACCCCAGCUCUGACAGUGAGGAGAAUGAGGCCAAGGGCCGGAGAGCCGCCAUUGCAGUACGCCCCCAGGAGGGUGAUAAUUCAGACAGAACCCUGUCCAACAACAUCACAGUUCCCAAGCUAGAGCGUGCCAGCAGCUACUCAGCAGAGGAGCCAGGUGUGCCAUAUGCACACACCAGGAAGAGCUUCUCCAUCAGUGACAAGCUCGACAGGCAGCGGAACGCAGCAAGCCCGAGAAAUCCCUUCCAGAGGAGUAAGUCCUCCAAGCCAGAGGGCCGAGGGGACAGUCUGUCCAUGAGGAGACUCUCCAGAACCUCCGCUUUCCACAGCUUUGAAAGCAAACACAACUAAACCUCCCAGUAAGCUUUGCAGGAGGCUCAAGAAUCCAGCCCUAAAAGUCUCCCCCAAAUUCACCUGUUCCCGUUUCUUGAAACUUAUCUGCUUUAUUCUUAGCUGAGCAAAACAAAUAUUGCUUUGGGAGGUGUUAAUUCAAAGGUGACUUCUGGGCAGAGAUCAAGAAAGCAUUUGUUCUGGCCCAGUGCCAAACAUGGGAUUUAAGUCAUGU